Molecule: messenger RNA, 1181 nt
Organism: Rhododendron vialii
Lineage: Eukaryota; Viridiplantae; Streptophyta; Magnoliopsida; Ericales; Ericaceae
Product: fasciclin-like arabinogalactan protein 21
Exons: 1
Coding region: 305-1105 (266 amino acids)
Source: RefSeq, a predicted model, not a curated record
AUGAGAUUUGGCGGGAAAAUACUGUUAUUCUGUUACUGCUCUCUGAGACAACUGUAACCAUAACAACCAACAAAAAAACCAAGAAAUGGAUCUCUCUCUCUCUCUCUCUCUCUCUCUCUCUGUGCACAUACGUGUAACAGUUAUAUUCACCUUCUGAUUAGUUCUUAUUAAUUGAUCUCCAAGUCCAAGGCACACUUUGAACAAAGCCCCAAAUUGGUCUCUGAUUAACUCUCUCAACCAAGAUUCGCAUAGAUCAAGAACUUAACUCUCUCUCUCUCUCUCUCUCUCUCUCUCUCUCUCUCAUAUGGCAAACAGAGACUCUCUCCACCUCCUCCUGGUGGCCCUCACCAUAUCCACCCUCCUCCGCCCCAUCUCUACAUCCCAUUCCUCUCCACAUUCAUCUUCUCCCCCCACCACCGCCACCACAGGCACCACCUACUCCACCAUCCGACCACCAAAACCCUCAUCACCACCACCACCACCGUCUCUCCCCCCACAAGAACAACUCCUCGAAAACAUAGUCUCCGCCCUACUCACCGCCGGGGACUUCCGCCACUGGGCCAACCUCCUCUCCGCCACCGACCCAUCAACCCUAACUACCCCACUCUCCACCGCCACCCUCUUCGUCCCGUCCGACCAAGCCCUCUCCCACUUCCCCACCCCCACCGCCUCUCCCCUCAUCUCCUUCGACCCUUUCCUCAUCCCUUACCACAUCAUCCCCCAACGCCUUCCUUUCUCCGACCUCCAGCUCUUCAAACCCCUCACGCGCCUCCCCACCCUCUUGCCCUCCAACUCCAUCCUCAUCACCGUUAACUCCCACUCCAAUUUCUCCGUCGACGGGUCCCCCAUUACCCACCCCGACCUCUAUGUUAACUCCGCCGUCGCCGUCCACGGCGUAAAUAACGUCCUCGAUUACUCCGUUUACGGCGGCGGCGACCGACGGUCUCCCUCGUCGCCGGUAAUUACCAAAGGCCCUGAAACCGAAACGGUGGCACCGCCAUACGUUCCGUGCUGUGGGACGAAAUCGGGUGCCGCAGGGUUGGGCAGUGACGAGUUUACACUCGUUUUGGUGGUUGUUGGCGCCGCUUUUGCAUUCAAGAUUUGACAGAUGAAAAAGGCGGUUAAUUACAGUGUUUGUUGUGCCGUGUUUGGCUCGCAGGUUUCAAAAUUGGUGUUUUGCU